CAAGCUCUUGAUUGAAGAAGACAUUGCAGGAGGUGGAGAAAAUGGAAUCCAUUAAUAGUGAAGGAGCUAAGUACGAAUGUUUGCUCUUUGACAUGGAUGAUACUUUAUACCCAUUGAGCACGGGCCUCAAUUUUGCUUGCCGAUUAAACAUACAAGAUUACAUGCGACAAUAUUUGCAUAUUGAAGAGAGUUGUGUGCCAAAAAUGUGCGUUGAUUUGUACAAAGAACACGGAACCACCAUGGCUGGUUUAAAGGCACUUGGUUACCAAUUUAAUAAUGAUGAAUUUCAUGAAUAUGUGCAUGGAAAAUUACCAUAUGAUGUGCUCAAAACUGACCAUUUGCUCAGGACACUUCUACUUUCCAUACCACAUCGCAAAAUCGUUUUCACAAACGCUGACAGAGCUCAUGUAGAUCAAGCUUUGAAGAAACUAGGGCUAGAAGAUUGUUUUGAGGAUAUCAUAUGCUUUGAAACCCUAAACCCAUGUAGCCAAAUUGAUGAUCAUAUUAAUGGUGACAACUCUAACCCUUCGAUCCUAUGUAAACCAUCUCUCAAAGCAUUUAGUGAUGCCAUUCGGAUUGCAAAAAUUGAUCCAAACAAAACUAUUUUCUUUGAUGAUAGCACUCGAAACAUCGCGAGUGCUAAAUUGGCCGGUCUGCACACCGUUAUUGUAGGGAGUUCAAAGCUUGUGGAUGGUGCAGAUCAUGCAUUAACAAGUAUCCAUAAUAUGAAAGAAGCACUCCCUGAGAUAUGGGCAGUAAUGGCUAACAAUGAAAAUAUUGGAGAAGCUGAAGAAGAUUUGAUCAUCCAGCCAGAUUCGGUUUAAACUGUAAUUUAUGCUUAGAUUAGCAGUUAGCUCAUACAAUAAACAAUAUCUAUAUAAUUGCUGAUCAAGGGUUCCUAGUUCCUACAUAGAGAUUGAUGAACUAAAAUCUCUAAUCAUGUCCAAUUUACAUUAAAUAAAAUGAAUGAUGGCUGUGGCUGAUGCUACUCUCCAUUUAUGAAAACCAACC
Impatiens glandulifera is the source of this 1011-nucleotide messenger RNA. RefSeq lists its product as uncharacterized. Bases 42 to 824 code for a protein of 260 amino acids. The record is from RefSeq and is a predicted model, not a curated record. NCBI's taxonomy places the organism in Eukaryota, Viridiplantae, Streptophyta, Magnoliopsida, Ericales, Balsaminaceae. The transcript is spliced from 8 exons.